AUAAAAAUGUUUUCUUUAACGAAAAUAAGUUUUCUCAUACUUUGUUUGGGUCUCGCAAAUGUUAAUGUAUCAGCUAAAGUGAAUCUUUUUGCUGAGCAGAAUUUAAUGGAAAUAAUGAUGCAGUCUCGUUCUUAUUUGGAAAGAAGUCCUGAAACAACAACAAAAUGUUUCCAAUACUAUAUUCCAGCAUUGCAAGAAGUAAAUGAACAAUAUGAAGCCAGUUUUAGAUUAUGUGAAUCAACUGCAGAAACUGAGAAAGCGGACCUGGAAGAUUCAGUGACAGGCAAGCGAGAAGAAAUCAAGUCAUCCACAGAUGAAUCUUGUGCCGAAUUUAAUGAUUGUGAAGUCAUUGCUGACGCAAUUGGAUAUUUUGAAUGUUACCAAAAUAAGGCUACCCAAGGAUCUAAGGAUAUGAAUUCUAUAUCAAGAAAUGUCGCUACUGCUGUUAAUGACUUGAAAGAACAAACUCGCUUAAUCGAUAAUCGAAAAGAUCGAUGCACAUAUGAAUCAGAACGUGUGUAUACUGACAAUUACGAUCGCACUUCUGCUGAACUUCAAAGUUGUUUGGAUGGAAAAACCGAAGUACCAACUCCAACUGAACCACCAACUGAACCACCAACUGAACCACCAACCGAACCACCAACUGAACCACCAACUGAACCACCAACCGAACCACCAACUGAACCACCAACUGAACCACCAACUGAACCACCAACUGAACCACCAACCGAACCACCAACCGAACCACCAACCGAACCACCAACUGAACCACCAACUGAGCCCCCAACUGAACCACCAACUGAACCACCAACCGAGCCACCAACUGAACCACCAACCGAACCACCAACUGAACCACCAACCGAACCACCAACUGAACCACCAACCGAGCCACCAACUGAACCACCAACUGAGCCCCCAACUGAACCACCAACCGAACCACCAACCGAACCACCAACCGAACCACCAACUGAACCACCAACCGAGCCACCAACUGAACCACCAACUGAUACUUUAAAUGGAGUUAAUAAUUUUAAACAUUUUAAUAGAUUUAAUAGAAGACAAAUGAACAGAAAGCAUCAACAAAUAUAUAUGUAA
Molecule: messenger RNA, 1095 nt
Organism: Teleopsis dalmanni
Lineage: Eukaryota; Metazoa; Arthropoda; Insecta; Diptera; Diopsidae
Product: protein TsetseEP-like
Exons: 2
Coding region: 7-1095 (362 amino acids)
Source: RefSeq, a predicted model, not a curated record